Nomia melanderi (Alkali bee) is the source of this 7969-nucleotide messenger RNA. Its product is annotated as UNC93-like protein. The record is from RefSeq and is a predicted model, not a curated record. Gene Ontology annotation, cellular component: plasma membrane; striated muscle dense body. Lineage: Eukaryota; Metazoa; Arthropoda; Insecta; Hymenoptera; Halictidae. Gene Ontology annotation, biological process: regulation of potassium ion transport; regulation of muscle contraction. Gene Ontology annotation, molecular function: potassium channel regulator activity.
GGUUGCCUCGCGCGCGGAUCUGCUGUUUGGAGAGACGAGGCGAGUCGAAGCGAGGCGAAGUGAGGCGAGGCGAGGCUAGUAAUACAGAAAAGCCAUGGGCAGAAGGAACAAAAGGAGCAGAAGGAGAACAGGAGGAACAGAAGCGAGGCUCGCCGCGAAGGUAGAACGCGCCGCGUGUACCGUGCACUUGGUGUACCGUGUAUUGAGAGACAGAGAAAACAACGGUCACGACGGGCUCGAACUCGAGAAGUUGAGUCGGCGAACCGAACCGCUCACCGAUUCCAAAGUCCGCCGGUAGGCUCAGUUGUCUCCGAACCCCCGAACAGUUCGGAUGUAGCUGAACCUCGCUUUUUCAGUUUUCAUUUCGGCUCUUCGCUUUUUCUCCUCCCCAACCGUCCCACCCAGCCGGCCCGUACCCCCCCGCGCUCGUCAACGAACGGAAUAAUCGCCGCUGCGUCGACGUUCUGUGCCCGGGUCCCGUCGUUUCUCUCGCGACGACGGUUCGUGCUCCUCGUGUCGAUUGUUUCCUCCCGAUGUGCAUCGGCGCCAGGCACGAUCCUCCUCGGUGAGUCCGCCAAACGCAGAAGGAGCAACGAGCGGAGGAUAGGAAAAAUCAGCGUUGUCGGGACACGAUCGCGCCUCGAGAGUGGGUUUUUUUUCUCGUUCGCCGAGCCGGACCGAGGGAUUUUCGGAUUCGAGGGAAACCAGCCGCGGAUUCGUUGCUCCCGUUUGUCGAGAACCGAUCGCGACACCGCGCGCGCGCGAUACCAGUUGGAGUACUCGCGCGUCCCGGAGAGGACCACUGAAAGGUGUCGGCCGAGGAAUUAGAAGACACCACAAGAGGAGAACGACGAGGAAGAUCGUUCGCCGCGCGGCUGGAAGAGGAUCGCAUCGUUAAAACGUAGCAACCACGUAGAAUGGUAACUUCACAACCCGACGGUACCAGAAGUGUUGGCGGCGGGGGCGGCGGUGAUGGCGGAGGCGGCGGCGGCGGUGGCGGCGGUGGCGGCGGCGACGAGACCGUUUACACGGUGACCGUGAGCGGGGUCGGUUACAGGAACGAGGGUUACAAGGACGAUGGCACUGACGGCAUACCGCCGGAACCCCAGAAACCGCCGCAGUUGUCGUCGACGGACGACGACACCCAGUCCCGGAAGUUCAAGCUAUCGCGUGGCGAGAAAUGGCGAAUCUUAAAGAACAUUGGCACCGUCUCGGUGGCGUUUAUGGUGCAGUUCACCGCGUUUCAAGGAACGGCGAACCUCCAGUCAUCGAUAAACGCUAGUGACGGUUUGGGUACUGUGUCCUUGUCGGCAAUAUACGCGGCGCUGGUGCUGUCCUGCAUCUUCGUGCCCACCUUCGUGAUCAAGAGGCUCACCGUGAAAUGGACGCUGUGCGUGUCGAUGUUGUGUUACGCACCGUACAUCGGCUCGCAGUUCUACCCGAAAUUCUACACCCUCGUGCCGGCCGGCGUGCUGCUGGGCCUCGGCGCGGCGCCCAUGUGGGCGGCGAAGGCCACGUACCUGACCCAGGUCGGUGGCGUCUACGCGAAGCUCACCGAUCAACCGGUCGACGCCAUCGUCGUCAGGUUCUUCGGGUUCUUCUUCCUCGCCUGGCAGACCGCUGAACUCUGGGGCAAUCUCAUCUCGUCCCUCGUGCUCAGCGAGGGAGAGUUCGGCAGCGGCGGUGGCAACAGCACCACCAACUUCAACAAGGUGAAGCUGUGCGGCGCGGACUUUUGCGUCCUUGGGAACGGAGGCCACGAUAACCUGGAGCGUCCUCCCGAGUCGGAGAUCUACGAAAUAUCUUCGAUUUACCUGACUUGUGUAAUCGUCGCCGUAAUAAUCGUCGCCCUCUUCGUUGAUCCCCUCUCGAGGUAUGGUGAAAAGCAACGACGGGUCGAUAGCCAGGAGCUCAGUGGUAUACAAUUGCUCUCUGCAACUGCUUAUCAACUGAAGAAGCCGUAUCAGCAACUUCUCAUACCGAUCACGGUAUGGAUCGGCAUGGAGCAGGCGUUCAUCGGAGCAGACUUCACACAAGCGUACAUUUCCUGCGCGUUGGGCGUGCACCGAGUGGGCUACGUAAUGAUCUGCUUCGGCGUGGUGAACGCCGCCUGCUCCCUGGUCUUCGGCUCCCUAAUGAAAUUCGUCGGCAGGCAGCCGCUGAUGGCGCUGGGCGCCAUCGUACAUGCUAGUCUUGUCGUCGUGCUACUUCACUGGAAACCGCACCCCGCGAACCCUUACGUAUUUUUCACCGUUUCCGGACUGUGGGGAGUCGGCGACGCGGUCUGGCAGACGCAAGUUAAUGGUUUGUACGGCACGCUGUUCAGGCGUAACAAGGAAGCCGCGUUCUCGAACUACAGGCUAUGGGAGAGCGCCGGCUUCGUGAUAGCGUACGCGUACAGCACCCACCUGUGCGCCCGUAUGAAGCUGUACGUGAUGCUGACGGUGCUGAUCAUCGGCACCAUGGGAUACAUCGUCGUCGAGCUGCUACACAGGCGUAAGCAGAGGAGGCUGAAAGCUAUCGCGGAGGAUCCGAAAGCCGCCCAGGCGGAGGCGAAUCAGGUGGAGGAGACCGACGACGAGAAGGACGAUAUCGACGACGAUAUCAUUAUCACGCACCUUUGAGCGACGCGUCGCGCACCGGCGAGGAACCACGUCACUGUACGCUCGGACCCGAUCGACUCUCUCCUACACCCGCCCACCCGCCAGCAUAACUCUUCUCAUUCUUCCGUAACCGCUCUCCGGGAACGGGUACGAUGAUUUUUCCGCGGCGAGAACGAAGAAGCGCGCUCGGGAUCCGAGCCAGAAAAAUCUUUCGCGACGCUGUUCACCUCGAUCGGAUUGAUUCCUUCGAGGAACGAUCCCGAUCACUCGCGGGGGAACCACGGAGGCGACGCCGUUAUUAGAAAGAAUAGAAAUUUCGGUCAGCGUUCGUCUCUCUGUCGUUACGAUCCGCUGAUCCUCCACGUUGGAACCUCGAUCGAACCGGAAACCCUUUUCGACGCGGUCAACCCGCGACUCGAUUAUUCGAGUCUCGAGUCCCGUGUUUUUCGUAGUCCCCAUCUGUUUCUCUUUUUGUUUUCUCGUCUCUUCUCUUCUCUAAUUUUCUUUCCUGCUUGAUUCCAUUGGACUCGACGCUCCUUCCUCGCGCGGAGAGUCGCGGCUUUCAGAGCGAAAGAACAGAACUCCGCGCUCCUCGGAUGGAGUUCGCGCGGAGGACACGCACGAAGGGUGAAACUAGACGGAGAGAACGCGAUGAAGAGCCAGAGACCGUUUCCGAGCUUGCCACAGAAACACGAAACGGCUCCGUUCACGAACGAGUAAACGUAUCGCUUGCCUUCACGGUGCUAGAAGCGCAUCCCGAUGCCAUAAUUUGCUUCCCCCCUCCCCGUAUGUGCGCGAGACACCACAGUGUUAUUUAACCAUGGAUCGUCGAGCGUCGAGGGUUCAGGUGAAUCGGUGAUCGAACGAAUUCGAAUUACAAAAGGAAGACGGGGAUCGCGAAAAUUGCGACCCGUGUUGUGUACAUAAUACGCCGAUGACGGGCGUUCGUAGGAGAGAAAAAGGAUGAAGCAAUGAAACUUGGAACAAUUCGAGUAACCCGUUGUUGUUUGUAUAUCUCUGUAAGAUGUAGGAACCUCCAUUUGCCACUAUGUGGAAGCGCUUCGUAGCAACUUGCCAUUUAAGUCUUAUCGGAAUUGUGUCUCAAUUUGUGAUAGGGAUCGGAUGUUCCUGGAAGAACGGUUCGGUCGCAUGAGCGUAUCUUGCGUAUAUAUAUUUAUGUGCAUGGUGUCUGGCGACAGGCAACAGAAAAUUUAGAGGACGAUCCAUCGCGACCGUGUAAUGCGAACAGUCUUAUUGGUCAGUCGAGAUCUCUGUCUCGCGAACAGCGCUGUUGGCGAAUUGUCACGGUCCCUAGAGAUACAGCAAAAAAGUAAAAUUAACGCGAAGAAUACUGUAUUAAUAUGUACUUUGUCAGUGACAAAUCGAAAAAUUGUAUUGAAUGUGUCAUAUCAAGCUGUAAUAACAGUGUGUUGCGUAACACACGCGUGUAUCCGUUUAAGUGCAUGAAGCACACAGCUUGUCCGACUCUGGUCACAGAGUCGCAGCGUCCAUGCAUUUGAUAUUGCAUUUCGCCCUUAAAUUUUCUGCCGUCCUUCGCCGAACACCCUAUACGUAUACAUAUACGGAUUUAUUUCGAACGUGUCACCUCCAGUUCGUCGACACCGGGUAAUCCGAUCUGUACGUAACCGAUUUCGCAGACUUCCUGUCGACGGCCACGCGACGUCGCUCGGGUGCGAAACGGAGGGGAAAGAACGGAGAACGAAACACCCAGAGAGGGCAGGGAAUUGUACAGUUUUAGUUACCUGUAUGUUGCCUCUGAUUCAGAUCUCUGUACAGACUCGCGGCGAGUUUCCAUUCUGUCCUGUCGGAUUGAAAGCAGGCUGGGUCUGUUAUAUCGUAUCGUAGCAGGGCUGUGCGACUACGUGCUUAAUCGACGAACUGAAAACGCGAACGCGAGACCUUUGGAACGAUCCGAGACGGAAGGAGGACGCUUCGCGUCGUCGAAGGUCCGAUAUAUACACCCGACAAAAAGAAACACGAGGGGGAAAAAUAUUGGUUUCCCUUUUCACGCAUGUCUCUCAUGUACUACACAGGCAUUUCUGCCGGGAUCGACGGUCGAUCGCGGCACCGCUAGAUCGCGGAUGCUUGAUUAGCAAGGAUUCGAUUCUCCAAUUGUUUCGACUGUUCAAAUUAGAAAUCGAGUGACCAUCCGCUGUCUAGUUACUUCUUUAAACACACACACACACAUACACACAAAUACAUAGAAACACACAGACAUACAUAAGUGAAAUCGUCAUUAGAAGAGCCUUUGAGUGCGUUAGGAUGAGUAUCGAGAGAUCACAAACGUGUUUAUAGCGAUAGACGUUAAGCAACAUUUGUAGUCGAUAAUUUAACGGAUAAGUUAACAACGGAUGCAAAAUUCAUUUCUUAUCAAUCGUCCCUUUAUUGUCUCACACGAUUCGACGAGGAACGGGUUUUCGUCUUUGUUCGUUCGCAGGGAGAAAUUAUUCAUGAGCGACAACGCGAGAACCGAAGUCAACGGGGACAACGUUGUUGUUGUUAGAAACGUAAGAUCUUCCUUCACCUGCUCCUCGAUCCUCGAUCAAGCCCCUGUCCUUUCCUUGCCCUUCCACCCCUACCCCCACCACCUUCCGCAGAAAAAAAGUGUACGGUAAUUUGUACCGAGUAUCGAAUCAGUAUUCGUUACCCACGAUCGAAUUGUAUUACGCGUUUUAGUAUUUACGACGAUUUAUGUAUGAUGAACAUACCGACAUAUUGUAUCGUAAACGGCGUCUCUCUCAGCAAUAUGUAUUCCGUCCACCAAUCGACAAGAUUGCUCAAGGAUCUUAACCAUAAGAGUAGAGUAACCGAAUAAAACGUAUAUGCCGCAUCUAUAUAUUUUUUAUAUACAUAUAUAUUAUACGUAUAUAUAUAUAGUAUAUAUAUAUAUAAUAUAUAUAUGUAUAUAUAAUGUUAUAUAUCGCCGUUUCGAUGGAGUUUCGCAGUUGCCAAGAGAAAACGGGGGAUCGUGUUACCACGAUUCCGGAAAUGACGCUGUCCAACGCGAAUUUUAGCCUGCAACACGCAUUGGAUGAUCAUUAUAGGCAAUUUUUUUAGGCAGAACGACGAAUCUGAAAAUUCAUUUUCUUUAAUUGGUCUCCGCGAAUGAAUCGCGAAAUUUCAGAAAAUUCCAGUUUGAAGAGGAAUAAUCGAUAACAAUCGAGAAAAAUGAAUUUCAGAUUCGUAUGCAAGUGCACGGGAACCUAUGACAAUCGCUGAUCGAAUGUCGAAGAAUAGGAAGGAUAUUAAUAUUCGUUGGACAGUGUAAUAAACGUCGUCCGAACAAAAUUUCGUAGUUCUGCAGUUCGUCUUCCAUGGAAUGGCUCGAUUUAUAUUGUUAACAUUCUCUCUCCCCUUCUAUUUUUCUUUCGAUAGUUGAAUAGACGUAGAAAAUGAACCAGUGACCACAUAAUGUCUUUGUCCCCUUAAACGGAGUAUCUAUGCCGGGAUGGAUAAUUCGAGGAAAGUAUUAAAUAUAAUACUCUUUACAGGUGUGUAAAGACAUUUAAUGAUUACCGCGUUGCUUCCCGACGUCGGAAGGCAAUUGUUUAUUAUAAAAUAUAUAACAGGAUACUUGUUGGUAAUUAUUUGUCACCUGCGACAAGAUUCUUCUGACGAGGGAACCUUACUCCGGAUUCAAAGGGGGAAUGCGGUAUCGAAUGAUAAAGAAUACGAUUCUUUGAACGUAUUUCUUAGAAACAUAAAUUUAUUUUCGAUUCCUGUUAGAUUUACUUUGUACAGGAUCUGCUACAUUAGAUUUUGUCCUGCGAGUAGGAUACACAAUAACGACGUGUGUCUAUAGUGCUGUUCGGAGUGCAGGCUAACAAAACGAUUUCUUUCUCCAUUGAUUCGUAAAUUCUUGUAAAUAAAGAAUAUUUUUGUUGCUUAAACUUUCCGAGAGAAAGUUACCCGGUACGCGGAAAUCAUUUCUGUUAUAACGUAUCGGAAUUAGUUUACGAAUAAUGCUACUUUUAGGAACCAAUAACAAAGUUUUUGAAUUGACGAAAAAGAAGGAACAAUAGAAUAUAAACCCUUCUUUUUAAACGAAUUGAACUCGUUGUGUUCGAUAAAACGUAAGUAUACAUUACGCACUCUGUGUUAUAUUCCAUAAAUUAUUGUUAUUUAUUUAUAGAUUCUCCUCUUUUCAAAUAGAUCAAUUAGGCCACUUGAGCAAAGUAACUUAAUGUAUACUUAACUAUUCCAGAAUCGACUCACUUAACGUUUACUUAAACUCCUAAAAUCGUUUAAACAUGUCCCCAUUAUCGAAAGGCGAAGAACAUACGGCUUCUUCGGAAUAAACUCUAAUUGAUUAACAACUAUCUAUGACUAGCACUCAAUCGAAAUUUACUUAACGCUACGAUCGCAUUUGUACAAACUCUCACGUUACAUCGUGUGCGAAUGUGCGUGCACCUUUGCAAAAUAUAAAUGGAUUAUUUGGUUUGCAGUUCAUGCAAGCUUGUGCCUAUCUGCACAUACCAGGAUCAAUGCCUGAUUUCUCUUUGUGUAGAUUAUACAAAUUUCUUUAAUAUCCCUUUACCGUUACAAAUGUCUAAUUGACGUUAUUAAUAAUUGUCUCUUCUAACCGAUGUACGCUCGUUGAAAUUGCACAUUACACAUGCAACGAAACUAUUAACUAUCCACGAAUGGAAAAGAAUUGAGACUUUCUAUAGAAUUCGUUCAACGUGCAAGCUUUUAAACGUUUGAAAAAUAUAUUUGUUCGAUGAAAAAUGUUAGUUUCUCUCCGAGUUUAUAUUCAAAGUGAUACAUUUAACUCAUACAUACUUCGAUUUAGUAUCUUCGUUAUAUUUCUACUAUCUAAACAGAACGUUUUCUAAAACAUUAAAAUUUUUAAAUCUAACGCAGUAGUUAAAAUUUAACAUUCGAAUGCAGCGGCAACCAUCGGUAACGAUUCAAAUAUUCGUAUCGCAUCGAUGCAAACGUAAACAAGGAUCAUCGGCGUCGACCGACAAUAAAAUAAUAUACUUAAACCUAUUGAAUCGUCGUAUGUAUAUGUUAAUAACAAAUUAGAAACUACGAAGUCCCCUUGGAAGAUACAGUAAUUCGAAAAUAGGAGCUAUUUAUACAAAAAAACGAACGACAUCCUCGCGAAAACAAUUCUUCGGAGUUGCUUCGCAACAUUAUAUACAAAAUAUAGCGUGAUAUGUGUGCUAAAAAAUCACUGAUAGUUCAGUAACAUUCGCGGUGUCUAGCGGUAAUACCACGAAAGACAGGAAUCUGUUUGAAUAUUGUCAAUACAUGAAAAAACAACGAUCACGUUUCUCGCGCGAUCGCGAUAAAUUUAUUCCAUGUCGCGCAAGGACGAAUGGAAAUCAUCGAUAAAACCU